GUGCUGAGAAGGGGGUUAGUUGGGCAUGGGGGCUGGACAGGGAAGGGUGCAGGGCCGAGGUCUUUUAUGCUGCCGGCGCCGCUGACUCAGGAGUGGACGCGGCCGCUUUAAGGCGCGGUGACCCCACGGCAUCCUUGGGCGGGGCGGGGACAGUGCCGGCGCCACCAGCGGAGGCGAAUGCGAGGGAGAUAGUGCACGGCGUCCGGCCCCACCAUGCUGACCGCGCUCGCCCCGCCAGCCCUGCCUGGGAUCCCGAGGCAGCUGCCCACGGCCCUCGCGCGGCGCCAGGACUCCUCCAGUUCGUCAGGCUCUUACUACACGGCUCCGGGUUCUCCGGAGCCCCCGGACGUUGGGCCGGACGCGGAAGGCCCAGCGAAUUGGCCCUGGGUGGCCCCUGGGCGGGGGGCGGGCGCGCAGCCUCGCCUGUCCGUCAGCGCCCAGAAUAGCCGCCAGCGGCACGGGCCCGGCUCGGGUUUCCCGCGAGGCCCAGGUUCCGGCCCACGGCCACCCCAGCCCCAGCUGCGCACGCUGCCGUCGGGGGAGAUGGAAGUCAUCUUCGGCGUCGGACCCCUGUUCGGCUGCUCCGGCGCAGACGAUCGCGAGGCGCAACAACAGCUCACGGAGCCGGCGUUCAUCAGCCCCUUGCCGCCGGGGCCAGAGUCUCCCGCCCCGGUCCCACGCCAGUCCCAGGUCCCCGAUGGUGGCUCCCGCUGGGCCACCUACCUAGAGCUGCGGCCCCGUGGGCCAAGUCCUGCCGCCCCAGCGCAGUUCGAGUGUGUGGAGGUGGCUCUGGAGGAGCGCGCCGCGCCCGCCAGGCCCCGGACGGUGCCCAAGCGUCAGAUCGAGCUGCGCCCCCGGCCCCAGAGUCCCCCGCGGGCGGCCGGCGCGCCGCGCCCCCGGCUGCUCCUGCGCACCGGCUCCCUGGACGAGUCGCUGGGCCGCCUGCAAGCCGCCGCGGGCUUCGUGCAGACGGCGCUGGCCAGAAAACUGAGCCCCGAGGCCCCGGCCCCGAGCAGCGUCACCUUCGGGCCCACGGGGCGGUCGGAACCUGCGACCCGGGAAACGGCCCGCAGCAGCCGCGUGGUCCUGGAGAAGGCUAAGUCUCGGCCACUUCGCGUACGAGAUAAUUCGGCCCCCGCCAAGGCCCCGAGGCCGUGGCCCAGCCUCCGCGAGCGCGCGAUUCGGCGCGACAAGCCUGCGCCCGGGACGGAGCCGCUGGGUCCUGUUAGUUCCAGCAUCUUCCUUCAGUCAGAGGAGAAGAUCCAGGAGGCGCGGAAGACUCGGUUCCCGCGAGAGGCGCCGGAUCGAACUGUUCAGAGGGCACGGAGUCCGCCUUUUGAGUGUAGGAUCCCCUCGGAGGUUCCAAGUAGGGCUGUGAGGCCAAGGAGCCCGUCCCCGCCGUGGCAGACUCCAAAUGGGGCUGUACGGGGUCCUCGCUGCCCGUCGCCCCAGAACCUGUCCCCGUGGGAUCGGACUACUCGAAGGGUGAGUAGCCCAUCGUUCCCUGAAGCCUCCUCCGAGUGGGAAAAUCAAAAUCCCGCCGUCGAGGAAACUGUCAGGAGAAGCCCUUCCCCUCCGAUCCUUUCCCAGUGGAAUCAGUGUGUUGCCGGGGAAAGGAGCCCGUCCCUCAAAGCCCCUUCCCGGUGGGAGAUUCCACAUUCGGCAGUCGCGGAUGCGGUGGAGCCACGUAGCAGCCCGUCCCCGCCGGCCUUCUUCCCGUGGGACGCUCCAGAUCGUCCUAUUGGAACUUGGGGCCCAUCUCCCCAAGAGACAUGGGAUCCCAUGGGGCCGAGCUCAUCGAUAGCAUUUACUCAGGAAGCUCAGAAUGGGUUAACUCAGGAGGAGUUGGCACCGCCUACACCGUUCGCACCCGGGACUCCAGAACCAAUAGAGAUGCAGAGUCCAUCCACGCGGGAAAUUCCAGAUCUUGCCUUUGGAGGGAGUCAGCCGUCCCCAGAGGUAGCAGCACCCGAGCCGCCCGGCAGCCACCCUGUGGGCACCCUGGACGCGGAUAAGUGCUCGGAAGUCUUGGGUCCUGGAGAGGCGGCCUCGGGACGCCCGCGCAUGGCCAUUCCGCGGCCUCGAGACGUGCGCAAGUUGGUGAAGACCACGUACGCGCCAGGCUUCCCGGCAGGAGCACAAGGCUCUGGGCUGCCUGCGCCUCCUGCCGACCCCUGCGGGGAGGAGGGCGGCGAAUCCAAGACGCGAGAGCCGCCAGCAUUGGGGCCCCCCGCCCCGGCUCACUACACUUCCGUUUUCAUCAAGGAUUUUCUACCGGUCGUGCCGCACCCCUACGAGCCUCCUGAACCGUCCUUCGACACGGUCGCCCGGGACGCCUCACAGCCCAACGGGGUCCUGCGGCGGAGGGCAGAGAACAGCACGGCGAAGCCCUUCAAGCGCACAGAGAUCCGCCUGCCUGGGGCCCUGGCCUUGGGUCGCCGGCCCGAGGUAACCUCGCGAGUGCGAGCGCGCGGCCCUGGAGGAGAGAACAGGGAUGCAGAGGCCCAGCGCCUGGUCCCCGACGGCGACGGUCGGACCAGCCCUCUAGGCGGCGCCCGCAGCUCAUCCCAGCGCUCCCCCGUAGAGCCAGCAGGGGUCCGAUUGCCCCGCCCCAGCUCCCCUCAGGUGCAAGCCAGCCCGAGCCCUGGGAUAGCACCCAAACCAAAGACAACACCUACGGCCCCCGAGCCCGCGGCUGCCGUCCAGGUGCCACUCCCGCGGGAGCCCCUGGCGUCGGCGGGCAGGACGGCCCCAGCCCAGCCCCGCGCUGCCUCGGCGCCUCCCACGGACCGGUCCCCGCAAAGCCCCUCCCAGGGAGCGCGCAGGCAGCCCGGGGCCGCGCCCCUGGGGAAGGUCUUGGUGGACCCCGAGAGCGGCCGCUACUACUUUGUGGAGGCGCCGCGGCAGCCUCGGCUGCGGGUGCUCUUCGACCCCGAGAGUGGGCAGUACGUGGAGGUGUUGCUGCCGUCCUCUUCCCCCGGGCCGCCCCACCGCGUCUACACCCCUCUGGCCCUGGGGCUCGGCCUGUACCCGCCCGCCUAUGGGCCUAUACCCAGUCUCUCUCUGCCACCGUCCCCGGGCCCGCAGGCCCUCGGCAGCCCCCAGCUACCCUGGGUCUCAGAGGCAGGGCCCCUGGACGGGACCUACUACCUGCCGGUGAGCGGGACCCCCAGCCCCGCACCUCCCCUGCUCCUCUGUGCGCCGCCCUCCAGCUCAGGUCCCACCCAGCCCGGCAAGAGUUCAUUGUUCCCGCUGUGAGGCCCCGGGCCUAUCGCCAUGGAGUUGGAGCCCUUGGAUGGCCUGGGAGGUUCUGGCAUCCAAGCCCCUACCCUCCUCUCUUUCCGUCGCCUCUCUCUUUAACCCAUCCCAGUCAGUCGUCGGACAGGAAGUGAUCUUCAGAGAGUGAAUCUGAGCCCCGACGCUGGUGGAGCUGGAGUCACCCAGGAAGUGGCUGCCUACUUCCUCCCCCAACAAAAUUAUGUAUCCCUUUCCCAGGCAUUCCCAGGGCGUGGUGUGGUGUGGUGUGUGGGUGUGUGUAUAUGUGUAUAUGCGGGCAAGCAAAUAGGGAAAGUGAGGCAUCCCUGGGCUUGUCCCCAGGAGCCGAACAGAGGAGGUGCUGUGGCUGCCGUGGGGCAGCAGGAACGGGAGCAGCAGGAGACAGGGCGGGGAACUGUCUGCCCUCCCUGAUGGUGGGCCCAGCUGAGGUGAGGCUGGCCAGUUCCCCUGGUGAGGUGGCAGGAAGGACUCUGGCUGUCAAGUCUGCUCUUAGGAAGAGGAGCUGAGCUUUGGCCCUGGAGGUUACUGGGGGGAAAGUGGCCAGCACAGCCCAGGCCAGGCUGGCUCUGAGAAAGAGAGCUAAGGCGGGGGACAGCAGGUGGAGGCAAAGCAAGGAAUACAGGGAGGGCCUGGUUUGGGGGUGAGCCUGGAACUUGAGGUGGGAAGAUGGGGAGCCUGGCCCUCAGAGCUGAGCUGACUCAUUUUUGGGCCAGGGAUGGGGCUUCAGUCCCCCACCCCCUACAUCGGGAGUAGGUGAAAUGGUCAUCAGGAAGCUCUGAGAAGAGGGAGGGUUGGGCUCUUGUCCCACAGGAGCCUCUUGACCCCUCUGUGUGGCCAGAAGGUGGGUUAGGGCCAGCAGUAGAAGCGAUACCCCUGGUGGAGUAUCCACAGGGAUCUGAAGCUCUUGGCAGGUUCCACUCCCCAGUAACAGAUGUGGCAACAAUGCCCAGAGAGGGCCUGGCCCUACAGACCAGUCACAGCAAGGGACAGGGCCCAGAGCCUGCGCUUCAGUUGCCCUGAGAUUCCAGGAGCCUCUGAGGGAGAUGAGGGGGGUCUGCAUGAGGUGGGAGGUGGUGUACAUGGGGGUCUGUGUAUAGUUCUGAACUGGAAAUGGCUGGCCCUUGCCAGCCUGGUGUGUGAUGUGAUGAGUUUGGGAAGGACAGUUUCCAUGAGAAGCAGUGGCAGGGAUGGGGAUGGAUGCCUUCGUUGUUCUAGGCCUGUCAGGGGGCCCAGGUCCCUAGCAGUCCCUGCCCUCUGCCCUGGACUGGAAGCUGACUAGGAGAGCUACGAAUCAGAACAACUGGCCAUUUUCUAGCUGGAGAUGCCAGCUCUGAUGGCAUGGAGGGCCCUGGGGCCACCUCAGGUGACUUUACCUCAUCCUGGUGUGUAAUAAAUCACUGACCAUGGAGCCAUGAUGGCUGAAA
Molecule: messenger RNA, 4700 nt
Organism: Pongo pygmaeus (Bornean orangutan)
Lineage: Eukaryota; Metazoa; Chordata; Mammalia; Primates; Hominidae
Gene: PROB1
Product: proline rich basic protein 1
Exons: 1
Coding region: 214-3258 (1014 amino acids)
Cellular component (GO): nucleoplasm
Source: RefSeq, a predicted model, not a curated record